AUGUCUGAUAAGACCAAGGUGCUCAAUAAGUCUAAGAUUCCUGAUAAGCUUGAAAAGUUUCUCGCUGAUCGAUUUCAAGAUAUUGAUUCGACCAGUUUGGCUUUAUAUAAAGUUGAAUUCGUAGCUGAUAGUGUUAUAAUCCAAACCUUAAAAAAACAUAUUCAUAGUAGAGAGGUCAGUAGAAAUGGAACUGCAAGAUAG
Molecule: messenger RNA, 201 nt
Organism: Funneliformis caledonium
Lineage: Eukaryota; Fungi; Glomeromycota; Glomeromycetes; Glomerales; Glomeraceae
Source: the annotation of a GenBank genome assembly